This is a messenger RNA of Penaeus indicus, 2848 nucleotides long. RefSeq lists its product as uncharacterized. The record is from RefSeq and is a predicted model, not a curated record. The transcript is spliced from 4 exons. Bases 501 to 2120 code for a protein of 539 amino acids. NCBI's taxonomy places the organism in Eukaryota, Metazoa, Arthropoda, Malacostraca, Decapoda, Penaeidae.
GUUUGUCUGCGUCGUCACCGUAACCCAGACCGUUGCCGGAAGUCGUCGCAAGUGUGGUCGUUACGAGUGUGUUCGACUCCGCUAACGACCCGAGGAGUGAUUGUAAUCCGGAGGAGGAUUAUUGGAAAAUACAAACGCUAGAACAGAAUCAGUGUUCAGGCGGGAAUCCUGCCGUGUGCGUAUACAUGUGUGCGAACCAAGACCUUUAGCAAGCAGGAAAAGCAACAACUAGGCCAAAGCAACAAAGGCUGACCAUGAACUAGACUCCAAACCGCACCACGACUCACCGCGACUGUUGGAGCGACGGCGUCCUCGUGCGAAAGGGAGGAACCCCGUUCGAGCGGCGAUGCGGAAGGGCGCGGGGCGAGAGAGCGAAGAGAGAGAGCCGAACAUGCCGUCCUCAGCGCCAGGAUCCCCCUCGAACGCGCCCGAAGGAACGGCCAGCGGUGUGAGACUCCUCCGCCCUUCGGCAGGAUGUUAAGCGGAGGACGCAGGACGGCAUGGCUCCCUCCACGGACUCCCCAUGGCCGCCGUCGUUCCCUCGCGACGUGGCCUCGUCGGUGGUGGCCUCGGUCCAGCACGUGACGUCAUCGGUCCGGCUCUUGCUGGUGGGCUGCUUCCAGUGUCAGUCCCUCAGGAUCGGCUGCUGGAGGCGCCAGGAGGAACCCGACGGGGCGUGGUUCGACUGCGAGAAGCUCCAGGUCGAGCACCCCUUCUGCUACGUGAACCCCGUGGCGCUGACGGAGCCCUCUUCGGCGACGGCCUCCCCCCCGCUUCGGGAGAACCACGUGACCGCUCCCGCCGACGGCAGUGGCAAGGCCGCGUCGGGGAGGGGCGCCGGCACCUCGCUCCUGGCGGCGCCUCGCCCCUCCAGCCUCCCCUCCUACUCCAGCUACUCCACCUCGAGCCCCUACAAGGCAAAGGGAGAGGCCCUCCCCAACGGCAGCGCCACCCUGCUGCGGAACGGCGGCCCGCCCGCCCUCAAGAACGGCGACGUCCACCGUAGCAGCAGCCUCGUCGAGUCCUUCGCGGCCAAGCUCGAGGCGGACAUUCGCAAGCUCGAGUACGACCGCCAGCGGGCCGAGGGCGAGGCGGUGCCCAGGACUCCGCAGAAUGACUUUCUCCUCGGGGACGCGAUCCUCGAGCUGCCCGACUACCUCAGGGACGCGGCGACGGAGGAGAUGGGCGCCGAGGACGUCGACUUCCUCAGCGACAUCCGGCUCGACUGCCGCGGAUUCGACGACUGCGCGGACGUCGAGGCUGGUGAGAGGCCCGUCGGCGCCCGGGAGGUGUGGCAGCCGGAGGAGCUCGAGGAUGCCUUCGAGUGCUACAACAUGGCGGCCUUCUACUCCUACGGCGCCCCCCUCGCCUCGAGCGGCGGCCGGAACGCGGCGAAGCUCAGAGGGGAAAAGUUUGAAGAGGUGUUUCCAGUCACUUUCCACAACAACAACACUAUAAAAGUCUACAAACCGGCGAGUGAAAGUGAGAGUCCGUUGACUUUACCCGCGAAGGACGAAGUUGUGAUAGAGAACGAGACAGAAACUCCCUGUGAACAGACUAAGCGAAUUGUAACAGAAGACCAACUGAGGGAAUUUAUCAAAAUGUGCGUUUUCGCCGAAGACGUGAGCGAAGUUAAAGUUCCUUGUACGAAAGGUACAAGCAUCUGUGAUGAUAACGUAUAUUAUUGUAGUAAAAGCUUUAAUAAGCAUCUUAUUUAUAAUCUAGUCAAAUCCACAAUGUCUGAAUGUAGUAAAAAUUAUUCUCAGUCCAUUGCUGUAUGUGUAAAUUAUCCAGUUCAUUUAGUACAAAGCAAAGUUCUCAGCGUUUUACAGGACCAAGGAAAUCAGUAUGAGCCGAUUCCUUCCGGUCUGCAGGUAUUCAGAUCCAACACGCUCUUCAGUGUCUCCGAUAACCUGUUUUACCAGAACCAACUCAUGACCGAGAGACGCAUAGAAAACGUAGUGAUGGACGAGCUGAAGAAGGAGGACAAACUAUGGCAAAAUGUAAGCCAGGAAGAGAAGGAAUUGAAGGAGGCUAUAACGACAGAAAUCCUAGACGAUAUCCUGGGUGAUACGACGUCGCUUUUCAAGUCUAUAUUAGAAAAGAAAUUAUUAACAUGACCGUGCCUUAAUACUUUAUUAAAAUGAAUGAUGUUGCGUCAUUUUUCUUUUCAGUGUUCAACACAUACUGUUGGGGCAUUUACGAAAUAAGAAAGACCAGAAACUGUAGCAAUGUGCGAAUAUUGUCUUUGUUAAAGAUAAUCGUCCCUUGAUAAUAACUAUUUAGUAUUACAAUCCUAUGCAUGAGUACAAUCAUGAAUUAUUUUCAUAUAUCAUCUGUGACAUUAAUUAUUAUGUAAUGGACUUAAUUAUAUCGUGUACCAGUUACUUAUAUAAAACUCAUCAUAUCAAAGAAUAAUGUAUGUAUAUAAGACAAUAUAAAAGUUAUUUUCUAAAGACAUUAAGUUCAAUAGUCUAAUAAGAGAUUAAUGGUUGUCAUUUGUAAUUUAUUCAGGUGUAUGAGAAUCUAUUAAUCAGUGGCUUUAGACUGAAUAUUGUCUAUUUAAACAUAUUUAUUGGACAUAACAUACACAUGUCCAACCUAAGAUGAAAAUCUAUAAGGACUAGUUUUAAACUAAUAUAACUAAUGAUCCAUUUGAGAGAAAAAAAAAGUGAAUAAUCAAUCGCUCGUGGACAAUCUUUAAGAGUGAUUUUUGUUCUAUAAUUUACAAUAACAAUGCUACUACGUCAGUGUAUCAAAUGUGCAUAACUUUUGGUACAUUUCUAGUCUUUCAGUGAAUUUGUAUCCUAAAAUAAUAAAGAAAAAAUAAGCAUACUGAUCCAAGUUA